AUGCCUUUUGGUCAACUGAUGUCAGAGUUUGGUGGUACUGGAAGUGGUGGUUGGGUCCAUGGGGUCAGUUUCUCUGCCAGUGGGAACCACCUCGCUUGGGUCAGCCAUGAUAGUACUGUAUCAGUUGCUGAUGCCUCUAAAAAUAUGAUGGUUUCACAGCUGAAAACAGAGUUCCUCCCACUCCUGAGUGUGUCAUUUGUCUCUGAGAAUAGCGUGGUGGCUGCUGGCCAUGACUGCUGCCCGAUGCUGUUUAAUUAUGAUGAUCGUGGCCCCUUGACCUUCGUCUCCAAAUUAGACAUUCCAAAACAGAGCAUUCAGCGCAACAUCUCUGCCAUGGAAUACUUCCGCAACAUGGACAAGAGAGCCACAACCAAGGAUCGCAACACUGCUCUAGACACACUACACCAAAACAGUAUCACCCAAGUGUCUAUUUAUGAAGUGGACAAGCAAGACUGCCGCAAAUUUUGCGACACCGGCAUUGAUGGAGCUAUGACAAUUUGGGAUUUCAAGACUUUAGAGUCUUCGAUCCAGGGGCUACGAAUCAUAUGA
Messenger RNA from Monodelphis domestica (gray short-tailed opossum), 549 nucleotides. Lineage: Eukaryota; Metazoa; Chordata; Mammalia; Didelphimorphia; Didelphidae. The record is from RefSeq and is a predicted model, not a curated record.